Messenger RNA from Fonticula alba, 2112 nucleotides. RefSeq names its product AGC/NDR/NDR protein kinase. Gene Ontology annotation, biological process: peptidyl-serine phosphorylation; intracellular signal transduction. Gene Ontology annotation, molecular function: protein serine/threonine kinase activity; ATP binding. NCBI's taxonomy places the organism in Eukaryota, Rotosphaerida, Fonticulaceae. Bases 1 to 2112 code for a protein of 703 amino acids. The transcript has 9 exons. The record is from RefSeq and is a predicted model, not a curated record.
AUGUCCCAUCCGCAUCAGGGAUUUGGCUACGCUCAUUCCUCUUACGCUGCGUCCCCCUUCCCGCAGCCUGAUGCUCCCCCAUCGCCGGCCUCCGCUGCUGCCACUGCCAUUCCCGGUGUGACACCUUCCUCCGAGCGCCUAUCCUCAUCGCAUUCGGGGCAACAUCUCUCACCGCAGCAGUACCAGCCAUAUCAGGCAUACCAGGCACAGACACACACGCAAUCUCAACAUUCGUACCAGCCGCAGCAGCCGUACCAGCCGCAGCAGCCGUACCAAGCGCAGCAUUCGUACCAGCCGCAGCAGCCGUACCAGCCGCAGCAUUCGUACCAGCCGCAGCAUUCGUACCAGCAUUCCUCACAGCAGCAUCACCAUCAGCAGCAGCAUCAGCAGCAGCAUCAGCAGCAGCAUCACCAUCACCAGCCUAGUUCUGCGGGAUACUUCGCUCCGCAGCAUUCGCCCAACAGCCAUCAAGCGCCGCCCUUUCAAACUCCCUUCGAUUUCGCGCCUCCCCACCACGCGCACACACAUACGCAGGGCCACGGCCACGGCCAUCCACACUCCCACAGCAGCCACGGGCACCACUACCAUCAGCAGCCCGGUUUUCCGCCGAUGCACUCCUCCGCUUCGGCCGCAGCCCCGCACCACCUCGGCCCUGACCAGUUCAGCCCCAGCCCGGGGACACACCUGAUGCACCCAUCGGCUCGACACUCCUCCGGCUCCUCGCCCGGUGGCGUGGUGCUUGAGCGCGCCGCGCAUGCUCGCAUGAAGCUCGAGCGCUUCUACGAGGACGCCCUGCAGUUCCGUCGUGAGAGUGAGAAGCGCACCGAGGAAUAUGACAAGCAGCUGGAAACCGAGUUUAUGACGCCAGAUCGCCGGAAGAAGCGCAUUGCCGAGAUCACUCGUCGAGAGUGUGACUUCUUGCAAUUGCGCCGCGUGCGACUCAGCCCAUCAGACUUCAAGACCUUGAAGGUCAUUGGCAAGGGGGCCUUCGGUGAAGUGCGGCUCGUGCAGAAGAUUGACACCGGGCACAUUUACGCCAUGAAGACCCUUCGCAAGGCGGAGAUGCUGCAAAAGGACCAGCUGGCUCAUGUCCGUGCGGAGCGUGACCUGCUUGCCGUCACCAACAAUGACUGGGUCGUCCAGCUGUACUACUCCUUCCAGGACACGCGGUAUCUUUACCUGAUCAUGGAGUUCCUGCCGGGCGGGGACCUCAUGACACGCUUGAUUCAUGAUGACACCUUCACCGAGGAUGCUGCGCGUUUCCACAUUGCCGAGGCCGUGUUGGCCAUCCAGUCAAUCCACGAAUCGGGUUUCAUCCAUCGUGACAUCAAGCCCGACAACCUGCUUCUUGACAAGGAUGGGCAUCUUAAGAUCUCGGACUUCGGUCUUUCGACCGGCUUCCAUCGCAUGCACAACUCCUCGUACUAUCAGAAGCUCCUGGCUGGGGACAAAUCCGUCGAGCCUAGCAACUGGAAGCCAAUCUCCAUCAACCUGUCGUACAAGGAUAAAAUCGCCACCUGGAAAGCCAACCGUCGCAAGCUGGCCUAUUCAACUGUCGGCACACCGGACUACAUUGCCCCGGAGGUGUUCAUGCAGAAGGGCUAUGGGCCAGAGUGCGACUGGUGGUCUCUCGGUGUCAUUAUGUAUGAGAUGCUUGUCGGAUACCCGGCCUUCUGCGCGGAGACCUCACAUGACACCUACAAGAAGAUCGUCAAUUGGCGACAGACGCUCAGGUUCCCGGACGACGUGGAGAUCUCGCUCGAAGCAGAGGACCUCAUUCGGGGGUUCAUUCGUGAUGCGGAAACCCGCCUCGGGACCAACGGCGUGGAUGACAUCAAGGCACACCCCUUUUUCCGAGGUGUCUGCUGGCAGUCAAUCCGCCGGCAGACCCCGCCAUUCGUGCCAGUGCUCCGGUCCAUCACCGACACGUCCUACUUCCCGACCGAUGAGUUGGUUGAUGUGCCGGACAACUUGGACACCUCCUUCCAUCCGGGCUUCUCCUCCUUCGACGACGGGUCAGACGGCUUCCUUUCUCCGGCUCUCACGGAUCUACCCUUCGUCGGCUACACGUACAAGCGCUUCGAUUACCUGACGAGAAGGAAUGCCAUCUAG